GGUCCUCUAUCAACAGCAAAAUCAGCCCAUGGAUGCCUUACAGGCUUAUAUUUGUGCUGUACAGUUGGACCAUGGACAUGCAGUAGCCUGGAUGGACCUAGGCACUCUUUAUGAAUCCUGCAGUCAACCUCGAGAUGCCAUCAAAUGCUACUUAAAUGCAACUAGAAGCAAAAGUUGUAGUAAUACCUCAACACUUGUAGCAAGAAUUAAGUUUUUACAGGCUCAGUUCUGUAACCUUCCACAAAGUAGUCUACAGAAUAAAACUAAAUUACUUCCUAGUAUUGAGGAGGCAUGGAGCCUACCAAUCCCAGCAGAACUUACCUCCAGGCAGGGUGCCAUGAACACAACACAGCAGGGUCUUCAUAAAUGUCAAAGUUCAUAUCUGACAGGACUUAAUAAUGAGCCACCUUUAUUUUCCACUGAAUCCAGCAAACAUCUCCAGACAUCUAGCACUGUUAAGCAUCAGAAUGGACAUCUCUCUCUGCCUAGAAAUUCAGCACCACAAGAGGAUGCUCUUAAUCACCUCUCCUCACAUUCUUGUAUUGCUACCUCAUGUGGACAAAAGGACCUUGCCUUAGUCAAAGAGAGCAAGCCUUCAAGAAAAAGAUCCUUGGGGUCUGAGACAAGUAUGCAUGAUGGAAACACAUCAAAUAGCUGUCCUGGUAUUAAGAGACUUUCUAAUCAUGUCCAUCAGAUGACAAGAAUUGCUAUUUCUAGUCCUAACUUGGGAGAUUUUGUGUCACCAAAUUUAGCAGUUGAAGACAAUCCUCAGCUAUCUACCUUGUUGGUUGAAAAAUCCAGUGACAAUAUAGCAACAUCUCCAAAGUCCAUUGAACAAACUAACAUAGACACUACCAACUUCAGCAGUCUUCAUAAUGGAUUACACAUAAUUAAUGGAGCAGAACUUAAGAAUUCACAGAUGUCUAUAAAUGUUGACCUGCCUAGAGCUGAUCAUAAAUCAAGUCCUCAAAUACCAUCGAUGUCUGUGUCUAUAUAUUCCAGUUCAGCAGCAGUUUUGAAGGCAUGCAGGAAUGUAGGUAAAAAUGGUUUGACUAAUACUCAUAUUUUGUUGGAUAAAUGUCCGCCUCCAAGACCACCAACUUCACCAUACCCUCCCUUGCCUAAGGAGAAGCUGAAUCCACCCACACCUAGCAUUUAUCUGGAAAAUAAGCGUGAUGCUUUCUUUCCCCCAUUACAUCAAUUUUGUACAAAUCCAAAAAACCCUGUUACAGUAAUUCGUGGCCUUGCUGGAGCACUUAAGUUAGAUCUUGGACUUUUCUCUACCAAAACUUUGGUGGAAGUUAACAAUGAACAUAUGGUGGAGGUGAGAACACAGUUAUUGCAACCAGCAGAAGAAAACUGGGAUCCCACUGGGACAAAGAAAGUUUGGCGUUUUGAAAGUAAUAGCUCUCACACUACAAUUGCAAAAUAUGCACAGUAUCAAGCUUCCUCCUUCCAGGAAUCAUUGCGAGAAGAAAAUGAAAGAAAAACACAACUUAAAGACUAUUCAGAUAAUGAAUCUAUAUCUUCAGAGAAUUCGGGAAUGAAAAGGAAAGGACCUUUCAAAACCAUAAAAUCUGGGAUCAACAUUGACCUUUCUGAUAAUAAAAAGUGGAAGUUGCAGUUACAUGAACUAACUAAACUUCCUGCUUUUGUACGUGUUGUAUCAGCAGGAAAUCUUCUAAGCCAUGUUGGGUAUACCAUACUGGGCAUGAAUACAGUUCAGCUGUAUAUGAAAGUUCCAGGGAGUAGAAUACCAGGUCACCAAGAGAAUAAUAACUUCUGUUCUGUUAAUAUAAAUAUUGGUCCUGGUGAUUGUGAGUGGUUCAUUGUACCUGAAGAUUAUUGGGGUGUUCUGAAUGACUUCUGUGAAAAAAAUAAUUUAAACUUCCUAAUGAGUUCUUGGUGGCCUAACCUGGAUGACCUAUAUGAAGCAAAUGUUCCUGUGUACAGGUUUAUUCAGCGACCUGGGGAUUUGGUCUGGAUAAAUGCUGGCACUGUGCAUUGGGUUCAGGCUAUUGGGUGGUGCAACAACAUUGCCUGGAAUGUUGGUCCACUCACAGCCGGUCAGUAUAAACUGGCUAUAGAACGAUAUGAAUGGAACAAAUUGCAAAAGGUGAAGUCGAUAGUACCCAUGGUUCAUCUUUCGUGGAACAUGGCACGAAAUAUUAAAGUUU
Molecule: messenger RNA, 2177 nt
Organism: Perognathus longimembris pacificus (Pacific pocket mouse)
Lineage: Eukaryota; Metazoa; Chordata; Mammalia; Rodentia; Heteromyidae
Product: lysine-specific demethylase 6A-like
Exons: 13
Biological process (GO): heart development; regulation of gene expression
Cellular component (GO): MLL3/4 complex
Molecular function (GO): protein binding; RNA polymerase II cis-regulatory region sequence-specific DNA binding; histone H3K27me2/H3K27me3 demethylase activity
Source: RefSeq, a predicted model, not a curated record